Messenger RNA from Aplosporella prunicola CBS 121167, 818 nucleotides. RefSeq lists its product as uncharacterized. The record is from RefSeq and is a predicted model, not a curated record. The coding region runs from base 200 to 730 and encodes 176 amino acids. Lineage: Eukaryota; Fungi; Ascomycota; Dothideomycetes; Botryosphaeriales; Aplosporellaceae. The transcript has 3 exons.
CCGCAGCAACGUCAUCGGCCUAAGGAUCUCCCUCUUCGACCAUGACAGCAGCUCUUGGCCAGCCGCAUGGUUGACGGCAGCAUGCCAUGACAGCCACAUACGCCCUCUGCUCCUCCGGCGGCUCCGACACAGUCUCCGAGAUCGCUGCAGGUCUUCCGCGGCUUGGAAUACAUUGGCAUACACACUGGGAGUGGGAGUCAUGCUUGGGUCACACGGCUGCGAAAAGACUCGAUGUCAGCCGGACGGCGAGGGCGGCGUGCAGCACAGAUCGUCUUCCUCCAAAUGCUUUGGGCAUCGGAAGGCAAUGAUCUUGGACAGCAACGCGCAACCACCUCUCUCCGGCCAGCGGCACGCUCUCGUUUGUCGUGCCACAUGCCCUCUCCGACACAACAUCACGCAAUGGACGUUUUGGCAACGGUCGCAGUAUCCGUUCUCACCUCGCACCCACACCUCAGUCCUCGCCGACCGCGUCUUCUUUCGGUCGGUUGGACUCCUACAUUCCCGACGACCCUGCGCCACGUCAUGCUUCCGACUGUGGUGGGUGGCACUCUGCAAAUGUGUUGAGACACUGGCAAAGCAAACUGUUCCGACCCUGUGGAGACACCAGCGGUCGCUUCUGAUGCUGCUCGGGUCUUCUACCAACUUUUCAGUGGAAAGGGUGCCCCUGAUGAAUGUUCAACCUGAAUACUGGAAUAUCCAGAUGGCGGAGGAUUGCGAUCAAGGAUACUGACUUUGGAGAUUCACCAUUGGGAAAUUCUUUUCAAGCCAAUCAACUCGGCGCUGAGAGAGGAUAAGACGCUUCAUUAAGUACCUUUGCA